Cicer arietinum (chickpea) is the source of this 1032-nucleotide messenger RNA. The record is from RefSeq and is a predicted model, not a curated record. NCBI's taxonomy places the organism in Eukaryota, Viridiplantae, Streptophyta, Magnoliopsida, Fabales, Fabaceae.
UUGUACACACAAAAACAUCAUCCAUAUCUUUGUCAUUUUUUUCUCGUUUAUUUCUUGUUUUGUCUCAUGCAAUGAUGCAUGAUUACGAUAUAGGAGACAAAGUGGAAGUAUGCAGCGAAGAAGAAGGUUUUGAAGGUUCAUACUUUGAAGCCACAGUUGUUGCAUGCAUUGAGAAUGGAGAAUAUGCGGUUCGUUACACAAACCUUUUGUCAGAUGACGAAUCUGCCCCUCUCAUUGAAAUAGUUAAAGCAAAUGAGGUUCGUCCAUUACCACCAUGUGUUAAUCCUCAAGACUUCAAUUUCUACCAAAAAGUUGAUGCUUUUGAUAAUGAUGGUUGGUGGAUAGGAUUAAUCAUUAGUGAGAAAAUUGCCACUCAAAAUGGUUAUUACUAUGGGGUGUAUUUCCAAAAUACCAAUGAAACUAUUCACUUCCGAUUUGAUCAAAUUAGGGUUCAUCAUGAGUGGGUUGAUGGAGAAUGGAUCUUGGAAGAAAGCAUGCGUCCACCAAUGAAGAAAGUUGAUUACAAAGAAGGAGACAAAGUUGAAGUAUGCAGCAAAGAAGAAGGAUUCAUCGGUUCAUACUACGAAGGUACAAUUGUUUCGUGUCUUGAAAAUGGAAAAUAUGUUGUUUGUUACAAGAAUCUUAUAGAAGAUGACAAUUCUGGUCGUUAUCUCAAAGAGACACUUUACCCAAAAGAGCUUCGUCCAUUACCGCCACGUGUCCGUAAUCCAACCAAUUUUAAACGGAAUCAGAAAGUGGAUGCUUUUGAUAACGACGGUUGGUGGUUAGGUGUAAUCGCAAGUGAGAAGAUGGUUCAACAAAAAAUUGAUUAUUAUAAAGUUUAUUUCCCUAAUUGCAAUGAAUCCAUUUACUAUCCUUCUCAUCGAAUUAGACUUCAUCAUCAAUGGUUUGCUGGACACUGGAUCAAGUAACCUUAAUUCAUCAACAAUUCCCGAAUUACCCUUUUCUUUUUUAUGUAUUAUGAAUUGCUUAUUGCCAAUUUAUAAAACUAUUUUUUCUUUUGUUAUUUCA